CUGACGGUAAAGUGACGCUUUCCGUACGCUAGAUCGGUAUGUAAUUAGAUAUUUUACAGACGGGAGUAGAAAAAGACCUUGUUAAAGUUAAGUUGUAACGAAAAUGUACCGGUUAACCUUUCAGUCUGUGAAAUAAUUUCGGUAAUUAAAUAUUGGCAGAUCUAACACCUUACCAACUGAGUCAUUCUCGAUCGUCAUUGCAAUAAAUUUGAUAUAUUGUUGUAUUUCGCAAAAUUGGUAAAACAUAUCUAACAAACGUCAAUUAUUAAUCUAUUCUUUCAACAGAGAAUUCGAAGGUUAGUUUUGAUAAGAAAUACUUCUUGUGGAAUCUUGAAUCUGGAUGUAAACUAACCAAACUAUCAAUCGUCUUUAUUGUAUCGUCCUUGACGAAUUAUAUUUCUCUGGUCUGUGCUCCAACUGACAACCGCAAACAAAUAGCAUUCCUAAUCUUAAAAAGUGUCUGUGACUAGUUUAGAAAUAUUUUUGCAAGUAUGUUAGAAAAUAGCUGUCCGCAAUGUAAAAAUUUGUUGCAUAAACCUUCUAAUCGUUUGGUGCAAGAUUCUUGUGGCCACAAAAAGUGCCGCUCUUGUCUCUUAGAAGACGAGGAAAGAUGUAAACAAUGUAUUGUAACAAACGGUAGAAAAAUAGACAAGUUACAAUUCGAACAUCAGACUGGUGUAAUUCAAUGUAACGGGAGACCUCAUAUAAAAUUAGCAACGGAGACAGGCGGCGCGGAGGACAAUGAUAAAGCAAAGGAACAAAAGACUGAUAACAUUUGCAAUGGUACAGAUACUGGUAAUGACUCGGGGAAUGAUAAGGAUGUCUUUAAGCUUCCAAAGAAAGCAGACACAAUUUCAAAAGAUUCAGAUAUUCCAAAACAUGUUAAUCAAAGAACUGAUCCUAUCUCAUUCUACUGCACCAUCUGCUGUAAGAGCUUUCAGACCAGAGCCCAUGUUAAAUACCAUAAGUAUUGUUCAGGAGAAAUUAAACCACACAAAUGCAAUACUUGUGGAAAGGAAUUUGUUUUAAAAAAUCAGCUUCACUUGCACUUAUUUAAACAUAAGGAGGGUCAACCAUUAACUUGUAUUGUAUGCAAUAAAACAUUCUGUGAAAAAAGCAAACUUAAUAGACAUAUGAGCCUACAUUCACCAGAAAAGCGUCAUUUAUGUACAGAGUGUGGUAAGAGAUUCAGAAGUAAAGAGUCACUUAAAAUACACCUUACUAUACACCGAGGUGACAAGGCCUACAUUUGCAAAUUAUGUCCAGCUAAAUUCAACAACUCUUCAAACUUGAAAAGACAUUUGGUCACCCAUUCAAAGGAAAAAGUUCACAUGUGCGAUCAAUGUGGCAAGAGAUUCAAAUUAAAGUGGGCUUUAUUCGUACAUAGGAGGUCACAUUUGAGAAUCCGCCCAUUUGAGUGUAGCAUUUGCCCUAAAACCUUUGUUAAUAACAAAGAUUUGCAAAGGCAUAAGCUUAUACACAUCGAAUCAAAAGGUUUCAUAUGCAGCAUUUGCGAUAUGUCAUUCAGACGUAGAGAUAACCUACGCAGGCACAUUAAAAAUACCCACCCAGGCAAAAAAGGUGAAAUAAUUAAAAAAGUGCUCAAUCCACCAGAUCCUCCUGUAAAAAAAUCAGUAGUGGUAGAUAACCCGAACGCUAUCCACGUCAUUACUGCUUCGCCUGCCUGUUUGAAAAGUAAGGCUGCGCCUGUGGCACUCUCUCCUGAACCCUCUGUUAAAUCUGUUGAUUCCAGGAGGGUCGGGUCGGUCAUCAACGGACCCAUCAAGCUUGCAUUUAAAACACCGGCUUUUAAGAGCCAUUACAAUAUUACAAGAGACUGCGACUAUGUACCAUCUCCGCAAAUACCAAAGCCAAUCGACCUGGCGGAGUCGGUAGACAUUUGUCAGAAAAUUUUAUCUCCAAGCACGGAUUUUUGCGCGCAGGGUCCAAGGAAAAUCGACGAAAAGACUUCCACAGAAAUUUGUCAGAAGAUUCUGUCGAUAUCCAGUAGUAAAAUUGAGACUGAUGUGGGACGGGAACAAAGUUUGACCGACUAUCCUAGUAAUUUGCAUUACGCGACUUCAUUUCAAAACCAGAAGCACGCGAUGAUUAAAAAUAUUAAAUUUAAAGUGCCCGCUCGCUAUACCAACCUUUUCAAACAAACUACCGCUCCCGAAGAUGAGACUGCUCAGAUUUCUCUGCCCAGCUCAACUAAACAGGUUGAGACCAGCGUUAUUGUGAACAAGGGAUCGAGUAGUGACCUACACUGGCGCAGGAGAACCUCGCAAAAUUUAGUUGUCAAAUAUUAAGACUGUUUUUACGGAUUAGUUAGUGCUUUUAUAAUUUUAUUUUAAUAAAUAUUUUGUUUGAUGUUUCAAUAUC
Molecule: messenger RNA, 2382 nt
Organism: Cylas formicarius (sweet potato weevil)
Lineage: Eukaryota; Metazoa; Arthropoda; Insecta; Coleoptera; Brentidae
Product: zinc finger and BTB domain-containing protein 49-like
Exons: 5
Coding region: 492-2309 (605 amino acids)
Biological process (GO): regulation of transcription by RNA polymerase II
Molecular function (GO): RNA polymerase II cis-regulatory region sequence-specific DNA binding; DNA-binding transcription factor activity, RNA polymerase II-specific
Source: RefSeq, a predicted model, not a curated record